GCUGUGUGCUUGCGUCGUCUCCACCUGAUUAAAAUGAGGCACUAAAGACAGGUGGAGAGGUAGUUAGCGGGGGCAAUAAUAAUCCAAUGGCGAAAUUCAGCUUGGUACCAGCCUUCCAAGAGCUCUGGAACGUGUGGGAAAUCCACUGCCUGGUCCUGACCAGCCUUUUCCUGCAAGUCUUCCUCUUCCUCUUUGCGGGCUUGCGGAGGCGCAGCGCGUCACCCGUGCUGCACACCAUCGUGUGGCUGGCCUACCUAUCGGCCGACUCUGUGGCCAUCUUCGUGCUUGGCCACCUCGCGGUCUACGCGAGCCAGCCGGGCCACCAGCUCAUGUCCUUCUGGGCGCCGUUCAUGCUCAUCCACCUGGGCGGGCAGGACACCAUCACUGCCUUGUCGAGGAAAGACAACGAACUGUGGAAGAGCCACCUGCUGAUCUUGGUCUCCCAGGUAGCAGUCGCCGGCUAUGUCGUGGCCAUGGUUUCUUGGCCGGACGGCCGGCUCAUGGCUGCCAUGGUGUUCAUGUUCCUUUCAGGGUGCUUCAAGUACGCUGAGCGUACUUUGUGUCUCUACCUUGCGAGCCCAGAGAAGCUCAGGUCGCGUGCCCUGCGUGGUUUGCAAGACAAGCUUGAGAAACUUCAGGAGACGGAGGACAACGUUUACCCUUUUGGUCUUGGGAGCAGAAACAAAUCCAGAGCCAAAAAAAUGAGAAAAACACUUGAUAAUACAGUGAAAGGGAGUUCAAGCAGACUACUGUCGGCCGACGAAAGUAUAGACAUCCUGACUGUGAGCAACCAGCCCAAGUUGAUCCCGUUUAAUAGUUAUCGUCCAUUGAUCAACUAGAUUAAAAAGGGCCAACUCCGGUAGUCCUUGGAAUGUAAAAUGAGCACCGCCCAGGAUUUAAACACACUCCACUUGCACAACAUGUAGACAUCGUCACACAAGCACAACUGUACAUAGAGUUUAGAUUACAUAAAAGAGGUUCAAGUA
Panicum virgatum (switchgrass) is the source of this 986-nucleotide messenger RNA. RefSeq lists its product as uncharacterized. NCBI's taxonomy places the organism in Eukaryota, Viridiplantae, Streptophyta, Magnoliopsida, Poales, Poaceae. The coding region runs from base 87 to 839 and encodes 250 amino acids. The record is from RefSeq and is a predicted model, not a curated record. The transcript is spliced from 2 exons.